AUGCUUCUGGGUAAAGAGGAAAUUGAACGCUCAGAUACGUGGAACCGGAAGGAUUCCAAACCACCCAGGGCCGGGUUGACGCACCAGCCAGGUGCUUACGUUCUUCUAAUGCUUCGCGAAGCUUUCUGGAAGAUGUUUGAGAAUCUGCUCAUGGGUGUGGUCGGGGACCAUGCGAUUCGACCGCUGAACAACGUGUUUGUCCGUCUGACAUCCACGACCGUCCUCGAGGAUGGAGCUGAAAUUCGAGUGCUAGAUGAUAGCGAAGAUCAGAAGUAG
Molecule: messenger RNA, 276 nt
Organism: Saxophila tyrrhenica
Lineage: Eukaryota; Fungi; Ascomycota; Dothideomycetes; Mycosphaerellales; Extremaceae
Exons: 2
Coding region: 1-276 (91 amino acids)
Source: RefSeq, a predicted model, not a curated record